This is a messenger RNA of Podarcis raffonei (Aeolian wall lizard), 2542 nucleotides long. Its product is annotated as keratin, type I cytoskeletal 10-like. The record is from RefSeq and is a predicted model, not a curated record. The transcript has 9 exons. Gene Ontology annotation, molecular function: structural molecule activity. NCBI's taxonomy places the organism in Eukaryota, Metazoa, Chordata, Lepidosauria, Squamata, Lacertidae. Gene Ontology annotation, cellular component: keratin filament. Bases 55 to 2142 code for a protein of 695 amino acids.
GGCAGUGGAGGAGGAGGGUCUUCCUCAGUCUCCUCUAGGAGAAACGCUUCCUCCAUGAGAAAAAGUCAAGGGUUUUCUGGUGGAAGUUAUAGUGGAGGAAGAUCUGGCUCUGGAGGGGGGAUAUGCCAUAGCAUGCCUGGAGGGUUUGGUGGUGGGCAUAGCUAUGGGGGUGGGAAUGGCUUCAGUGGUGGGAGUGGCUUUGGUGGCGGUGGCUUUGGUGGUGGUGGCUUUGGUGGCGGUGGCUUUGGUGGCGGUGGCUUUAGUGGCGGCGGUUUCGGAGGCGGCUCUGGGGGGUUUGGGUUUGGUGGCGGCGAUGAUGCUGGGUUCCUCUCCAACAACGAGAAGAGCACCAUGCAGAACCUCAACGACCGCCUGGCCUCUUACCUGGACCAGGUGCGGAACCUGGAAGCAGAGAACAACCAGCUGGAGCACCUGAUCGAAGAGUGGCAUCGGAAGCAUGGGCAGAGCGGCACACCGAAAGACUACAGCUCUUACUACGAUGAGAUUGACAAGCUCUCCCACGAGCUGGUCGAUGCGGUGGCCGAGAGUAACAAGAUGCUCCUGGACAUCGAUAACACAAAGAUGGCUGCUAAUGACUUCAAGAUGAAGUAUGAGACAGAGGCUGGUCUUCUUCAAAGCGUAGAGGCUGAUCUGCAAGGUUUACGUCCCCUUUUGGAUAAGCUGACUUUGGAAAAGUCUGACCUGGAGAUGGAGUAUGAAUCCCUGCAGGAAGAACUGAGCCAUCUUAAGAAAAACCACAAUGAAGUAAAGAACAGUAUGCAACACCAGUCCGGUGGGGAUGUCACUGUUGAGGUUGAUUCCAAGCCUGGAGAGGAUCUGAAAAAGAGACUGGAUGAUCUGAGACAUGAAUAUGAACAGAUCAUUCAGCAAAACCGCAGAGAGGUCGAACAAUGGUAUGAGGCUAAGAUGGAGGAAUCUCGCCAGCAAGAAAAGUCGAGCGACCAGGAGAUUGGGACCGGUAGCAAAGAAGUGAUGGAGCUCAGUCAGCAAUAUCAAACCCUGGAAAUUGAGCUGCAGUCGCAGAUCAGUUUACUCCAGUCUCUGCAAAACAACCUGAACGACACAGAAGGACGCUACAACAUGCAGCUGCAGCAGAUCGUGAGCCUUGUUGAGCCCCUGGAACAUGAGCUGGCCAGUAUUAAGUAUGAGAUCCAGAAUCAAAGCCAGGAGUACCAGACACUCCUUGGCAUCAAGACCCAUCUGGAGGGGGAGAUCAACCAGUACCGUCAACUGCUUGAGGAAGGGAAGCACCUCGCGGCUGAUAUAGGGCAAGGAGGAGGUGGAUCAUCUGGUGGAAGUUCAGGAGGAGGACGAUCAUCUGGUGGAAUGUCAUAUGGAGGAAGUUCUAGAGGAGGAGGAAGUGGAGGCCAGCAAUCUCCUGGUGGAAUUUCACAAGGAGGAAGUUCUAGAGGAGGAAGUGGAGGAGGACAAUCACCGGGUGGAAUUUCACAAGGAGGAAGUUCUAGAGGAGGAGGAAGUGGAGGCCAGCAAUCUCCUGGUGGAAUGUCAUAUGGAGGAAGUUCUAGAGGAGGAGGAAGUGGAGGACGACAAUCUCCUGGUGGAAUUUCUCAAGGAGGAAGUUCUAGAGGAGGAGGAAGUGGAGGAGGACAAUCGCCUGGUGGAAUUUCACAAGGAGGAAGUUCUAGAGGAGGAGGAAGUGGAGGCCAGCAAUCUCCUGGUGGAAUGUCAUAUGGAGGAAGUUCUAGUGGAGGACGACAAUCGCCCGGUGGAAUUUCACAAGGAGGAAGUUCUAGAGGAGGAGGAAGUGGAGGAGGACAAUCGCCUGGUGGAAUUUCUCAAGGAGGAAGUUCUAGAGGAGGAGGAAGUGGAGGCCAGCAAUCUCCUGGUGGAAUGUCAUAUGGAGGAAGUUCUAGUGGAGGACAACAAUCGCCCGGUGGAAUUUCACAAGGAGGAAGUUCUAGAGGAGGAGGAAGUGGAGGUCAGCAAUCUCCUGGUGGAAUUUCACAAGGAGGAAGUUCUGGAGGAAGAGGAGGAGGAAGUGGUGGCCAUUAUCAAUCUUCUCCCUCAUCUCAAAGCAGGCCUUCAUUAUGUCACAGCCAUUCAUCCACCCAAUCCCAGUCUGGCUCUUACGAAGAGCAAGACUAUUCACCGAUGUAUUAAGGCAUGACGACAUCUCCCUCUUCCAAAUAAAAGAACGGAUUGAAGCAAGAGCAAAGAGCAAGAAACAAUUCUUCUUCCAUUUGACCGAUACUGCUGAUAGCAUGAAGUCAGUGGGGCCGGUCCCAAAUGCAUGCCCCUCCCCCUGCAACCCUUGGCGUCCCUUCCAAAACUAUAUGAUUCUAUAACAUUUUCCAGAUCUACUUAGUUGCUGCAGCCUUGUUGGGUACCAUCUUUAGACUGAGCUGCAAAGCAAGAAAAGGGACGUUCUACCAGUUAAAUCGGCAUAUACAAGGCUGUGUCCAAAUAUUGUCCAAAACAGCGCUGCAACGGAAGCCAAUAUGCAUAACAAAAUGUGCGCUAUAACAUGCCUGAGAUGAAAUGGCACAUGCCUUUGGAAUUA